This is a messenger RNA of Pogonomyrmex barbatus (red harvester ant), 1121 nucleotides long. RefSeq lists its product as uncharacterized. The record is from RefSeq and is a predicted model, not a curated record. NCBI's taxonomy places the organism in Eukaryota, Metazoa, Arthropoda, Insecta, Hymenoptera, Formicidae.
AACUGCGCUUUUGUGGCGCUCGGUGCGCUCGUGGCCACGUUCAGGCAGUAGCCAUCGCGCAGCGAGUGUGACCUGUGGUAUUCCCGAGUGAAUGUUGAUGUAGCACAUUUUCCUUGUGGCUUUUGAUCGAUCGCGAAUCGCCGAUCUCCACGCAAUUCCGCGAGCAUUGUCAGCAGCGUGAAUUCCGCCAACUCGGUCCGUCUACGGCGCCGGAGGGCAAGCAAGAACGAGGACGUAGAGCACCAGAAGGCCGAAGCUCUAUCCUUAUCUCCCUCUCGCUCUUUUUCUCGCGCGAGGCUCCUCGCGGCUCGACUCGUCAAUCAACGCGGAUCCUCGUAUCACGACUCGUAUCGGGCCGCUCCCGAGCAGGAGGGCGAUCCAUCUGUCUUCGAAUCUCGGCUCUCCCGAGCGGAAGAUUUUCACGCUAGAAAGCGGCCGUCCAGCAGGGCGAUACCAUUUUAUAUGACUUUACUUCGACAACGAGAAACAUCCAGGAUAUCAUCCAGAAGAAAAGGAUCGGCGUGUAGCAAAGGCGGCGGCGACAGUAGGACACUAUUAUCUGACCAGCGAUCAUCAAACGGCAACACCAUCACCACCCACGAUCAUUUGUUUUCGUGCGACGAGUUAACCAGCGAGUUAACGUCGAUAUCAUUACCAACCUGGUACCAACGACUGCCAGGUUUUCUUAGGGCGACAAGCGACGGACAGGCAGCGUGUAUGAUCAUUGAGGACUAUCCCCCUACCCCACCCGCCAAAUCAAGGCAACACCCGAGGCAUCAAGAUAUCACCCAACGAUUCCUAAACCUCCACCUGGUCCUGCCUAAGCACAGGGCCUCAAAAUUUUCCAGUAAUAGGCAUCGGAAGCUACAGCCAUUCAGAGAAACGUGACUGGCGUCAGCGGGUAGCGGCGCGGCACGCCUUACCGCUAAUAAGAACUACAACCCUGAGAAGAGGCAGAACCACCCUGACUCGAUACGCUGUUGUUACGCUGAGCUACCACGAGCAGGUAGCAUCCAUCGCCUGCUAUCGGCCACCGCCAGCUACCAAACUGCCGCUGGCUGGAAACGUGCGACAGAGGGGAUCUAGAAGAACCAGGACGAAGACGUUGCCCACCUGAAGAA